AUGGAAAAGAUGAUCAAGCAUCAAGAAUUGGCCAAUAAGAACCAUGAAGCUUCACUGCAAAAUCUAGAAAAGCAUAUUGGACAAUUGUCCAAGCACACAGUGGCUGAAAGAGCACCCAAUGCACUAUCAAGUGACACCAUUCCCAAUCCCAAAGAAGAAUGUAAAGCAAUCCAAUUAAGGAGUGGAAGAACCUUUGAGAAUGACAAAGAAGCUAACAAGUGGCCAGCAGAGAAUGAAGAGGCUAAAAGCAAGGAGGAGGUGACAACAAAAGAAAAAUACCAAAAGGAGUCCAAAAGAUUCAACAUGGGGCUAAAGGACCAACAAUUUCCUAAGUUCCUAGAAGUCUUUAAGAAGCUAGGAAUCAACAUCCCACUUGCUGAAGCAUUGGAGAAAAUGCCUUUGUAUGCAAAAUUUCUAAAAGAACUCAUCAACAAGAAGAGAAGCUGGAAUGAAAAAGAGACAGUGAUCUUAACACAAGAGUGCAGUGUAGUGAUUCAAAGAGGUCUCCCACCAAAACUCAUAGAUCCUGGGAGUUUCAUCAUAUCUUGCACCAUAGGCAACAUGACCUUGGAAAAAGCUCUUUCUGACUUAGGAUCCAUCAUCAAUUUUAUGCCCCUCUCACUAAUGAAAAGGCUUACAAUAGAGGAAGUCAAACCCACCAAAAUGUCACUUCAAAUGGUUGAUAGAUCACUCAAUAUACCAAAUAGAGUUGUAGAAAAUUUAUUGGUGAGGAUUGGAGAAUUUAUUUUCCCUGCUGACUUUGUUAUCUUGGACAUGGAAGAAGAGGGACACAGUUCAAUUAUAUUGGGACGACCUUUCUUGGCAAUAGCAAGAGCCAUCAUUAAUGUGGAGAAAGGUGAAAUGACCCUCAUGGUGCAUGAUGAAAAAAUGAUCAUCAAUGUCUUCAAGGCCAUGCAAUAUUCUCUUGAGAAGGAAAAGCACAUGAGAGUGGAAAUGAUACAAGAAGUGGAAGAGGAGUUACUGGAUGCCAACAACUAG
Arachis duranensis is the source of this 999-nucleotide messenger RNA. RefSeq lists its product as uncharacterized. Bases 1 to 999 code for a protein of 332 amino acids. The record is from RefSeq and is a predicted model, not a curated record. The transcript is spliced from 2 exons. NCBI's taxonomy places the organism in Eukaryota, Viridiplantae, Streptophyta, Magnoliopsida, Fabales, Fabaceae.